This is a messenger RNA of Oncorhynchus masou masou (cherry salmon), 2638 nucleotides long. RefSeq names its product C-terminal-binding protein 1. Gene Ontology annotation, cellular component: nucleus. Gene Ontology annotation, molecular function: NAD binding; transcription corepressor activity; oxidoreductase activity, acting on the CH-OH group of donors, NAD or NADP as acceptor. Gene Ontology annotation, biological process: regulation of transcription by RNA polymerase II. The record is from RefSeq and is a predicted model, not a curated record. The transcript has 9 exons. The coding region runs from base 313 to 1635 and encodes 440 amino acids. NCBI's taxonomy places the organism in Eukaryota, Metazoa, Chordata, Actinopteri, Salmoniformes, Salmonidae.
AUUUCUUUUCUCAUUUUCUUUCAGCCACCUCACUCACGCGGCUGCUUUCUCUCUCUCUCUCUCGAUCUCCCACUCCCAUAAAUGCAGUGACACUUGCAUUCUGUGUGCACGCGCGUGUGACAGAGAGCGAUAGUCGAAAUAGAAAGUGAGGAAGGAAGGGAGAGUGAGGGAGCAUAAGGGAAGUUAAAAAAAGGGGGAGCAUAUGUAUGUUUGUCACUGAGGGGGAAAAGGAAGAAGAACAUUCAAGUAUCCGCCAUAUGCUGUGGAUUUAUGAUGUCUUGCUGAAGUGAAUGUCCUUUUUUGGGGAAAGAGAUGGGAAGCUCGCAUUUGCUGAACAAAGGCUUGCCUUUAGGCAUCCGGCCCCCCAUCCUGAACGGGCCCAUGCACCCCCGGCCCCUGGUGGCCCUGCUGGACGGGCGUGACUGCACCAUAGAGAUGCCCAUCCUGAAAGACGUGGCCACUGUGGCCUUCUGUGAUGCCCAGUCCACCCAGGAGAUCCAUGAGAAGGUACUGAACGAGGCUGUAGGAGCUCUGGUGUACCACACCAUCACACUAAUGAGGGAGGACCUUGACAAAUUCAAGGCACUGCGGAUCAUUGUCCGCAUAGGCAGCGGCUUCGACAACAUCGAUAUCAAGUCGGCUGGAGAUUUAGGGAUAGCAGUGUGUAACAUGCCAGCAGCAUCGGUGGAGGAGACAGCAGACUCUACACUGUGUCACAUCCUGAACCUGUACAGACGGACCACGUGGCUCCACCAGGCGCUGCGCGAGGGCACACGGGUCCAGAGUGUGGAGCAGAUCAGGGAGGUGGCGUCUGGGGCGGCGCGGAUCCGUGGGGAGACACUUGGCAUCAUUGGCCUCGGUCGUGUUGGCCAGGCUGUAGCACUGAGAGCCAAAGCCUUUGGGUUUAAUGUGAUAUUCUACGAUCCGUACCUGUCUGACGGGGUGGAGCGAGCCCUGGGCCUGCAGCGCGUCAACACCCUCCAGGACCUGCUCUUCCACAGUGACUGUGUCACCCUCCACUGCAGCCUCAACGAGCACAACCACCACCUCAUCAACGACUUUACCAUCAAACAGAUGCGCCAGGGUGCGUUCCUGGUUAACACGGCCCGAGGGGGGCUGGUGGAGGAGAAAGCCCUGGCACAGGCCCUGAAAGAGGGGAGGAUCCGAGGAGCGGCCCUGGACGUCCACGAGACAGAGCCCUUCGGUUUCAACCAGGGCCCUCUGAAAGAUGCUCCAAACCUCAUCUGUACUCCCCACGCUGCCUGGUACAGUGAACAGGCUUCUAUUGAGAUGAGAGAGGAGGCAGCCAGGGAGAUCCGCCGAGCCAUUUCAGGUCGUAUUCCAGACAGCCUGAAGAACUGUGUGAAUAAAGAGUUCCUAAGCCAGACUAGUCACUGGGCCAGUAUGACCCCUGCUGUCAGUCACCCUGAGGUCAAUGGGGCAUACAGAUAUCCUCCUGGUGUUGUGAGUUUGGCCUCUGGGGGGCUCCCUCCGCCUGUAGAGGGGAUUGUUCCUAGUGCCGUGCCCAUCACACACAGCCUGUCCAGUGCCGCCCACCCCUCUCGCGCCCCCUCGCCGGGCCAGCCAGGCAAAUCAGAGUUGGACAGGGAUCAGCACCCCAACGACCAGUUGUAGCCCCGCCCCACAGAGCUCUCUGUCCAACCAUAGAACUCUCCUGGUCUUCAUCACUCCAAAGAGGAAUGGAACUGAAGCAUCAUGGGUUCUAAACAGCUGCCAUGAAACAGACAGACUCACAGAGGUCCAUUACAGUUCAUCUGGUCCAACCAUAGUGGAGUCGGUCGUCUUUUUGAAACUUUUUUUUGUGUAGAAAAAAAAACACGAAUAAUAUUGUGGAUUCGAAAAGAGAAAAAUAUCCUUUAAAGCCAAUCCUACUGUUUAGACUAUAGUUUGUCCAAGUAACGUGGGCGAAUGUCUGUUUGUGUCCUAUGGGUUCUUGUUAAAGCAAAAGUAGUUGAUUAUAACAUGAUUGUAACUGUUUGUGUACAGUUUUUAGAAAUAUGAAAACAAUUAUUUGUAGUGCAGUCUAAAAGAAAAACAAGGGUGAAAACUAAUCAACCGAUUUUAAAAAGACAAUAGAAUAUUUGUUUUAUAUGUUUCCCAACAAGCCCCAAAAGAGGCAGCUUUUGCACAGGUUCUCAGGAAAUGGAGUUUCCCUAGUUCUUUUUCUUCUACACCACAUAGUGCUUUGUUUUUCGACCCACCUGCCUCUGGUCUAUAUUAGCAAAAAUACUUUAAGUUCCAUUUGUUCUUUCAGUUUAAGGGGCAUGUUGUUCUGUAGUCUUCAGCCUCUGUAUAAAUGUUAAAACUGUGCAUUUUGGGAGAGAAGACCCCCCCUGUCUUGUGCAUACCUGACGUACUGCUUGCCUGUGUCAGUGUGACUUGAUUGUAACGUGUCUGAGAAGAGAAGCAGCUCCCAGCUGCACAAUUAGUAGCAGACAUACAUUGCCUCUCUUCUGGUGAAGUAGUAGGUUAGCAAUAUACAGUAUACAUACUAUAUAUUACAAAAUAUCAUUAUUUUUGGUUAAUCAAUAUCCAAAAAGAGAUGUUUGUGACUGUAUGCAUUUGUAUUAAUUAUUUUAAAAAUAAACAAAAGUCCCUGUUGAAAGGUCAAAUUUGA